Molecule: messenger RNA, 2071 nt
Organism: Mizuhopecten yessoensis (Yesso scallop)
Lineage: Eukaryota; Metazoa; Mollusca; Bivalvia; Pectinida; Pectinidae
Product: FGGY carbohydrate kinase domain-containing protein-like
Exons: 16
Coding region: 165-1814 (549 amino acids)
Biological process (GO): carbohydrate metabolic process
Molecular function (GO): phosphotransferase activity, alcohol group as acceptor; kinase activity
Source: RefSeq, a predicted model, not a curated record
AAAAAAAAAACAGCUGUAAAGCUGGCAGGUGAACAGCUGUAAAGUGUGCGCCUUUUCUGGCUAAUCGGCAUUGACAGUCAGGUCAGACGGGAAUGGCGAUUGGACAUUUAAAGUUCAGAUAGAAACGAUAAAUAAAUUGUAGCUACCUGUAGUUAUUCAUCACAAUGCCGUAUUACCUGGGUGUCGAUGUGGGUACUGGAAGUGUCCGGUCAGCAUUGGUUAGUGGUCAAGGUCGGGUGGUCAGUAUCGCCACCAAAUCUAUCAAGAUCUGGUCACCACAGACUAACCACUACGAACAGUCUUCAAAGAAUGUGUGGUCAGCAGUAGUGGAAACGGUACAGAGGGCUUUGUCUGAGUCAGGGAUUGAUAAGGAAGAGAUCCAUGGUAUUGGGUUCGAUGCCACAUGUUCAUUGGUCGUCCUUGACAAAGACGGAGCUUCAGUGUCUGUCAAUAGCUCAGGUUCAACUGGGCAAGACAUCAUGAUGUGGAUGGAUCAUCGGGCAGAGGACCAAGCCAGGCGCAUCAAUGCCACAGACCAUGACGUGCUCAAGUAUGUAGGAGGCACUAUCUCCCUAGAAAUGCAGGCACCCAAACUUCUUUGGCUCAAAGAGAAUCUAUACAGUACCUGUUGGAGUAAAGCUUCCCACCUAUUUGACUUGCCUGACUUUCUAACAUGGAAAGCUACUGGAAGCUUGUCAAGGUCCCUGUGCUCUCUCAUCUGUAAGUGGAAUUACCAGGCUGGUGACCAUGGUAACAGUGGCUGGAGUGAGGACUUCUUUACACAAAUCUCUCUAGAGGAUCUGGUGGGCAAAGGUUACAGCAGGAUUGGUACUGAUGUGAAGCCCCCAGGAUCUCCCUGUGGGAAUGGUCUCUCUCAGCAUGCAGCACAGGAGAUGGGACUGGUGGAAGGUAUCCCUGUUGGAACCUCCAUGAUAGAUGCCCAUGCUGGUGCACUUGGAUGCAUGGGCUGUAUUCCAAGGUCAGAGGUCACAUACAAUCUUCCAGACAUCACCAGUAGGCUGGUCCUGGUUUGUGGAACUUCUACCUGCCAUAUGAUUGUGAAUGAGAAAGAAGUAUUUGUGCCGGGAGUGUGGGGUCCUUUCUACUCCUCUAUAUUACCGGGAUUAUGGUGUACAGAGGGAGGGCAGAGCAGCACAGGCAAGCUGAUUGACUUCAUUGUGCAGAGCCAUCCAGCCUAUCAGGAAGUGAAGACUGCAGCACAGGAAAGAAAUAUUCACGAACAUGAUGUUUUAAAUGAACUGCUGGAGAAGCAAGCCAAGCAGAAAAAUCUACAGUCUUUGAGUGAGCUGACAAGAGAUCUACAUAUUUGGCCAGAUUUCCAUGGCAACCGGUCCCCCUUGGCAGACCCAACAUUAAAAGGCAUGAUAUGUGGUUUGACCUUGAAUUGUGAUAUGAACGACCUUGCAGUUAAAUAUCUAGCCACUAUACAAGCUAUUGCAUAUGGAACCCAGCAUAUUAUCCAAGAGAUGAGAGGAAGGGGACUGGAUAUAAGUGUGAUCUACAUGUGUGGUGGACUUCGUAAAAACACUGUCUACCUCAAAACACAGGUGGAUGUCACAGGCUUACCCCUGAUUUUACCUGAUGAAGAGGAGUCUGUACUAGUUGGAGCAGCCAUGUUGGGAGCAUGUGCCUCAAAGGAUUUCCCCUCCUUACAGUCUGCCAUGGAAACUAUGGGAGGAAGGGGUACUAUUGUCUUACCUUCUGCGACUGAAAGCAGUUACCAUAAAAAGAAGUUCUGGGUGUUCUUGAAGAUGGUAGAUGACCAGCAGAAAUAUAACUCACUGAUGUCUUGAACUACUAUAUGUCCAAUUAGCAGGCUGAGAGUCCAUGCUUCCCAUAUCUGAUCAUACAGGUCUAAGAAAGGCAGACUGAUGCAAAAAAGUAGUCUUAAUGACUGUCUGUAAGGACAGAUAGUCUGAGGAGAAAACUGAAAUGACUGUCUUAUUCAAUGUGUGAUAGGGUAAGACCUUUUACUGAUUCAAGCUAAUUUUUUUAAUACAAAACAUAUUAUCAUUUUGAAGCUGUAUAAUGAAAAUUGAAAAUCGUUUUG